GGUGCCGGCCAGCGGUGGCGGGGCAGCCUCUGGCCCUGGAGAGUCAGCGGGGCUCCUGGCAGCAGCGCCCCCAUCCUCCCUGCGUCCGCAGCUCCUGGCGAUCACCUCGCGGGAGCUCUUUUGAUUCCUACUGGGCAGCGCCCUGGGGACUGAAUAAGCGUCACAGGACAAAAGAAAAGAACAAAAUGGAAAAGGCGCUACUGUGGUUGAUCCUUUUCACCCUUGGGUGGGCCCUCCCCGAGGGAUCAGAGAUGGAGCAGGAUGCUACGUGGCAUUUGAGGAAAGUACCCCGGGUUGUCAGCGAAAGGACUUUCCGUCUCUCGAGCCCCACAUUCGAGGCCGAGGCCAAGAUGGUGUUGCCGAAAGUGUGUGGCAUCGAGUGCCAGGAAGAGCUCCCGGCUCCCAGCCUCGCGGACCUGGAAGCGUCUCUCUCCUACGAGACUGUCUUUGAGAACGGCACCCGCACCUUGACCAGAGUGAGGGUGCAAGGCCUGGUGCCGGAGCCCGCGCAAAACAGCUCCACGAGGGGCGCGCCGGCGAGGCGACGGCGGCAGGUGUAUGGCACCGACAGCAGGUUCAGCAUCUCGGACAAGCGAUUCCUGACCAGCUUCCCUUUCAGCGCGGCCGUGAAGCUGUCCACGGGCUGCAGCGGCGUGCUCGUGUCCCCCACGCACGUCCUGACCGCUGCCCACUGUGUGCACGACGGGCAGGGCUACGUGAAAGGGAGUAAAAGGCUGAGGGUGGGGCUGCUGAAGAUGAGGAAUAAAGGCGGUGGCAAGAACCGCAGGGGUUCCAAGAGGAGCAGGAGAGAAGCGAACGGCGAUGCCCCAAGAGAGGGCCGCGGAGAGGACCUGCAGGCGAGAGCCAAGGCUGGGAGGGGAAGGGCGAGCUCCGCCGGGGGUCAGAGAGGCGCUGGGGGUCCGAGAGGCGCUGGGGGCAGGCCCUCCUUCCAGUGGACCCGGGUCAAGAACACCCACCUCCCCCGAGGCUGGGCCGCGGGCCGGAGGGGGGCCGCCGCCUUGGACUACGACUACGCUCUCCUGGAGCUGAAGCGCGCGCACAAGCAGAAGUACAUGGACCUGGGCGUCAGUCCGGCCAUCCGGGAGCUGCCCGGGGGCAGGAUCCACUUCUCCGGCUUCGACCGGGACAGGGCCGACCAGCUGGUCUACCGCUUUUGCAGCGUGUCCGAGGAGUCCGGGGACCUCCUCUAUCAGUACUGCGACGCCGAGCCGGGCUCCACGGGCUCCGGGGUCUACCUGCGUCUCAGGGAGCCGGACAGGAGCUGGAAGCGCAAAGUCAUCGCGGUCUAUUCCGGCCACCAGUGGGUGGACGUCCACGGCGAGCAGAAGGACUACAACGUGGCGGUGCGCAUCACCCCCCUCAAGUUCGCCCAGAUCUGCCGCUGGAUCCACGGCGAGGGCGCCGACUGUGCCUACGGGUAACGGGCGACCCGAAGCCAGGCCGUGGGCGGUGCAAAAGCGCAGGGAAAACCGGUUCCGGUUAUUGGAGCCAGGAUCCCCUCGCCGAUUGUGCCUGGACACGAGCUCUAUGGAUAGCGUUUCACUAUUUUUAUACAUCGACUUUCUCAAGAUCAGGAGAUUUCCCUGCAUUUAAAACCGUGUAGGUAAAGAUAGUUGGUGGGCAUUUCCAUGCCACGUAGACAUUCUUCUUUACAUGGUGGGUGAGUUUGGUUUGUGGAAAGUAAUUUUUUUGUCUCCUUCUGGCCUUCUUACGAAUUAGACACUCUUUGACACUUCAGGCUGGUGCUGUAAGUGAUGUGGUUUCUCAGUGCAGUGAUUCUCAGGGUCCUUUCUCCAAGAAGACUCUAAUGUGGUGCUGGUUGCAAAUUAAAUGGGAAACGGCAUACACAGAGGCGGACGGUAACAUUUCAAAUCGAGUUAGAGGCAAAAAUCUGCAGCAGUUAGGACUACUCUGAGAUGGACCCAUUCAGUUAGUUCAUGCCCUCAGUGUCUCUAUUGCUUUCUCUUGGGUCUGAGAAACUUUAGUUUUUUUGUUUGU
Molecule: messenger RNA, 2019 nt
Organism: Eptesicus fuscus (big brown bat)
Lineage: Eukaryota; Metazoa; Chordata; Mammalia; Chiroptera; Vespertilionidae
Gene: PRSS35
Product: serine protease 35
Exons: 2
Coding region: 186-1442 (418 amino acids)
Biological process (GO): proteolysis
Molecular function (GO): serine-type endopeptidase activity
Source: RefSeq, a predicted model, not a curated record